AUGAGAUCUUCUCAGCAUUUGUUUGUUUCUUUUCUCUGGGUUUUGAUAGCAAGCAAUGGAACAUUUUUGUCAUGUAAAGGAGGGAUUACUAGCACGUUUAUCCGAAAAGAAGAAAAGAGCGCAGACAUGCCUCUUAAUAGUGAUGUCUUUGGUAUUCCUCCAGGCUAUAAUGCUCCUCAACAGGUUCAUAUAACACAAGGAGAUCAUAUUGGAAAAGCAGUAAUUGUAUCAUGGGUAACUGAAAUUGAACCUGGUUCAAGCACCGUGCUUUAUUGGAGUCAAAAAAGCAGCCGCAAACAAGAAGCCAAUGGAAAAGUUACUAGCUAUAAGUACUACAGCUACACAUCUGGUUAUAUCCAUCACUGCACCAUCCAUAAUUUAGAGUAUAAUACCAGAUACUACUACGCGAUCGGGUUUGGAAACACUACAAGGACCUUUUGGUUUAUGGUUCCUCCCAAGGUUGGACCCAAUGUCCCUUACACCUUUGGAAUCAUAGGGGACCUUGGUCAAACAUAUGAUUCAAAUCGCACUCUUACCAAUUAUGAAAUGAACCCCGUAAAAGGGCAAACUGUACUGUUCCUCGGGGACCUUUCAUAUGCCGAUGAAUAUCCUUUCCAUGACAAUGUAAGGUGGGAUACUUGGGGACGGUUCGUUGAAAGAAGCACUGCCUAUCAACCCUGGAUAUGGACUAGUGGAAAUCAUGAGCUUGAUUAUGAACCUAAGAUUGGUGAAACUAAGCCGUUCAAGCCCUAUCUAAAACGAUACCAUGUUCCUUUCAAAUCAUCAAAAAGCACAAAUCCCCUUUGGUACUCGAUCAAACGAGCUUCAGCCUAUAUAAUUGUGUUGUCCUCCUACUCUGCAUAUGGAAAAUCCACACCUCAAUACAAAUGGCUCCGGAAAGAAUUAAAAAAAGUCGAUAGGAGUGAAACACCAUGGUUGAUUAUUCUUAUGCAUUCCCCUUGGUACAAUAGCAACAAUGCACAUUAUAUGGAAGGAGAGACAAUGAGAGUUGUUUUUGAACAUUUUUUCGUGCAAUCUAAAGUUGAUAUUGUGUUUGCCGGUCAUGUUCAUGCUUAUGAGCGUUCGGAACGCGUAUCUAACAUUGCAUACAAUAUCAUAAAUGGGAAGUGCUCUCCGGUGGAAGACCAAUCUGCCCCAGUUUAUAUAACCAUUGGUGACGGAGGAAACAUUCAAGGAUUGGCAAGCAACUUUACCGAGCCACAACCAACAUAUUCAGCAUUCAGAGAAGCAAGUUUUGGGCAUGCUACGUUGGAAAUUAUGAACCAGACACAUGCUUUCUAUGCUUGGCACCGCAACGAAGAUGGAUAUUCAAAUCAAGCUGAUUCAUUAUGGCUCUAUAAUAGAUACUGGUAUCCCAUGAAUGACUCAACGACCAAACAUUAAACAAAAACAAUGCACAUUUCGUCUGUCCUGUCUUAGAAUAUGAACACUUCUUAUCCAUAACAGAGAAGUAGUAUCAUUUCAUGAAGUAAGUUUUCAUUGAUUCUUCUUUUAUCAGGAUGUAU
Molecule: messenger RNA, 1526 nt
Organism: Erigeron canadensis
Lineage: Eukaryota; Viridiplantae; Streptophyta; Magnoliopsida; Asterales; Asteraceae
Product: purple acid phosphatase 2-like
Exons: 8
Coding region: 1-1404 (467 amino acids)
Molecular function (GO): acid phosphatase activity; metal ion binding
Source: RefSeq, a predicted model, not a curated record